Messenger RNA from Stegastes partitus (bicolor damselfish), 2432 nucleotides. RefSeq names its product NAD kinase b (gene nadkb). NCBI's taxonomy places the organism in Eukaryota, Metazoa, Chordata, Actinopteri, Pomacentridae. Gene Ontology annotation, biological process: NAD+ metabolic process; NADP+ biosynthetic process. Bases 97 to 1572 code for a protein of 491 amino acids. The record is from RefSeq and is a predicted model, not a curated record. The transcript has 12 exons. Gene Ontology annotation, molecular function: NAD+ kinase activity.
CUUUGAUAGCAGCGUCUCUCUUUAAAAACGUCGAAAGACACCCGAGCCUUCUUGAAGUAGUAUCGAUAUGAGCUCGUUUGCUCCUUUGUGACAAAAAUGGAGAAUUCAGAGACCAGUCCAUCAGUGAGGCCUCUGGCAGUGCCGGACAGAGGCGUGGUGCGACCCUCGGGUUCGACUGGUCACCCGUCAGAGUCAACCAGGCCCUCCAAGCACAGGGAGCAACCGUCCAAGUCACCAAGGAGACGGCGGGAGGGAAAGAGGUCGCAGCGACGGGGGGAUGGUCAUGAACAGCUGCUGUGGGAGAUCGAGCGGCGGAGGUUGCCAGGCCAACACGAGCACUUGGAGCCCUCUGGUUCGGCGAGCGACACAGCGGAAAGCUCUCCUAAGAGAAGAGCCCACUUUCUACAUGGGCCUUAUCCAGCCACUCACUUCGGACCCAAAGCCUGUAUUCUUCCAAACCCAACUUCAGUCAUGCACAUCCAGGACCCGGCCAGCCAGAGGCUCACUUGGAAUAAACCUCCAGUCAACGUGCUUGUCAUCAGGAAAAUCAGAGAUGAGAGCCUGGUUGAGCCGUUCAAAGAGCUCUGCAGGUUUCUAGUGGAGGAGAAGCAGAUGAUGGUGUACGUGGAGCGCAGGGUUGCAGAUGACGCUACACUGUCAAAGGACGAGGCCUUCGGCUCCAUCCGCAAUCAGCUCUGCACCUUUAGAGAAGGUUAUGAUGAUAUCUCUGACUGCAUCGACCUCAUCAUCUGUCUGGGUGGGGAUGGGACUUUGCUUUACGCCUCCUCUCUUUUCCAGGGCAGCGUUCCUCCAGUUAUGGCGUUCCACCUCGGCUCUCUAGGUUUUCUGACUCCCUUCAAGUUUGAGUCAUACAAGACUGAAGUGGCCAAAGUGUUUGAAGGCAACGCAGCCAUCACUCUGAGGAGUCGUCUGAAGGUGAAGGUGGUGAAGGACAUGCUUCAGAGAACAGGACAGCAGUCGUACAGCAGAGAGCAACAGCAGGAGCAAAAUGGACUCCUUCCUCAUGGACAUACCAACAGUGAGGCCGGCAAGGUCACUCUGCAGCUGCAGGUGUUGAAUGAGGUGGUGGUGGACCGUGGCCCAUCCUCCUACCUGUCCAAUGUGGACUUGUAUCUUGACGGACGACUCAUCACCUCAGUGCAGGGAGACGGUGUGAUUGUGUCCACACCUACAGGCAGCACAGCGUAUGCAGCCGCAGCAGGAGCCUCAAUGAUCCACCCCAACGUUCCCGCUAUCAUGGUCACUCCCAUCUGCCCACACUCGCUGUCCUUCAGGCCAAUCGUGGUCCCUGCUGGAGUGGAGUUGAUGAUCACCUUGUCUCCGGAUGCCAGGAACACAGCCUGGGUGUCGUUUGACGGCAGGAAGAGACAGGAGAUACAGCACGGAGACUGUAUUAAAAUCACCACGUCCUGUUACCCGGUGCCGUCUAUCUGUUGUCAUGACCUGGUGUACGACUGGUUUGAGAGUCUGGCUCAGUGUUUGCACUGGAACGUACGCAAGAGGCAGGCCCGACUCGCUGACGUCUCCGACUCAUCCGACACAGAAAACUGAAGAUUUGGGUAUUUCCUGGCAAAAGACUUUCAGCUGACGUUCUCCACACCAGCAUAGUGAGAAUGAGGGGGUCAGGUUUGUGUCUAUGGCCUGAUCCGUGUGACACUGGUCCUAAGAACAGCAUGUAUAAUGAUCAUACUGUGUACACAGUAUUUUACACAAAGAGUCAUCAUCUCAUUGCAUUCCAGUCUCACACUGCAGCCCCAUCUGUAGCUUCCAGGAAGAAAGCAUGUUUCUCCUUUAGAGAAGAAAAAAAAUUAUCUAAAUGAUUACAUAAUAAUGCAAUGUGAAUAAUGAUGAUCACCUAAAGCUCCUCAUGAAUAUUUCUGAAAACUGUUUUACUUUGAACACUUAAUCAUUAACGCAAUGUUAAGUGUCAGAAGUGUACAAGUUACUGGCCGCGAUUCAUCAGAAUCAUAGGUAGAAAAACAUGAAUAAAACUGAAAUCAAACUGAUAGACUUUUACGUUAACCGAUAAAUGUAAAUUUGUACAUAUAGAAUUUUAGUAUUAAUGUGUUUAAAAUGUAUGUGAUAUUUAUAUAUUUUCAAAACAGGAGUUUGAAAUAGUUGGAAAAAUAGCCCAUUUAAAACUUGUCAAGUCAACCAAAUACAACUGUAUGUGACUGUUUUCUGCUCUUGUAUAAUCCAGAACCUUUGUUGUCUGUGUGCGUACACAUGUACAUUCUUUCAGUUGCCUUCACAAGUGUUCUGCCUGAGUUUAAAUACAAAUCAGAUUGCAUGUAGUAGGACUGAUGCAGAUGAACCGGCUGUCAUUUUCAUGAUUAAUAAACUGUCACAUUGUCAAAGGAUGUGGCAAAGGGUGGUAAUGGUCAAAUAAAGCUUCAAAACUGUCCAACUUU